This is a messenger RNA of Perkinsus marinus ATCC 50983, 1290 nucleotides long. Its product is annotated as Calcium-dependent protein kinase, putative. Bases 1 to 1290 code for a protein of 429 amino acids. Gene Ontology annotation, cellular component: cytoplasm; nucleus. The record is from RefSeq and is a predicted model, not a curated record. Lineage: Eukaryota; Perkinsozoa; Perkinsida; Perkinsidae. Gene Ontology annotation, molecular function: calcium/calmodulin-dependent protein kinase activity; calmodulin binding; calcium-dependent protein serine/threonine kinase activity. The transcript is spliced from 11 exons. Gene Ontology annotation, biological process: peptidyl-serine phosphorylation; intracellular signal transduction; protein autophosphorylation.
AUGCGUGCUCUUGAUCGAUCAUAUGAUAUUGAGAUCGAAUGUGUUCACGAUGCGGACCUCAUCCGUAUCCAACUCGAGCAACCUCAGGAUAUUCUCUGCGACAAUGAAGCCGCUGAUAUACGUGAUUAUUACAUACUUGGAAACAAAAUAGGCGAGGGGGCCUAUGGACAGGUUAGUCGGCAGUUCGUUGCUGCCACGCUCACUGGAACUACUACGAAGGUACGAGCCGUAGUUGCUAAUGAAGUUAGUGUGCUGCGGAAGCUCAACCACCCGAAUGUAUGCAAACCACGGGAAUUCUUCCAAGAUGAAUACUUCUACUAUCAAGUCAUGCAAAUGUACGGACCACCAGUUUUAGCUGGCCUCAACGCGAAAUUCGCCUCCAAGGAACAGCUCCAUAGCUCACCAGAACCUCUCAUCCAUGCACGGUUGCCGGAAUACCGCAUUGCUGAGCUCAUCAGAUCCGCGUUGGAAGCAUGCGCAUACAUACACAGUCAAGGCGUAGUUCAUCGAGAUAUCAAAGGUGACAACUUCCUUUUCGAGACCACCGACAUCGAUAAUGGGGAGCUCGUCAUGAUCGACUUCGGCUUAGCGAUCGAGCGUAAGAGCGCCCAACUUGUCACCACUACCAUCACUUCCUGUAGAUGGGUUGCACCUGAGAUGCUCAAGGAAGGCUACAACAGUGGAUCGGUGGACGUUUGGGCGGUCGGUAUCCUCUUGUACAUUCUAGUCUACGGUCAAUACCCGUUCGACGGCAGAGUUGUCCAAAACGUUCUACGAAGCAUCCUUUAUCAACUGAAAAGUGCCUCGUCUGGACCUGUUUUGUAUCUUACACGCGCAACCUAUAGAUUCGUGAAGAAGUUGUUGACGAAAAAUUCUCGAGUGAGGCCCUCGGCCCGUCAAGCUCUGGAGAACUCUUGGUUCUCUGAAGUAGCCAAGACACGACCGAUGGGAGUGAUGGUUGAGGAAAGAGUCCUUGCUACAGCGACGGAGGGGCGGGAGUCUGUUGAUGAUACCACGGAAGCACCAGAGCGGAGCGAUGCAACCUGUCGUGGUCAGCAGCAGCCUCCGCCGGUGGCGCCUUUAUCUUUCUCGUCAUCAUCUUGGGCAGCAAGAUUGUCGCCGUUCGGUAGCGUCUCAAGGGAGAAAUACCAUCUCACAGACGAAGCCUCUCAGUCGAUGGACAGAUUUGGAGUGAGAAAAAUGCCGGAGGUAGGGAUCGAACCGACGACCUUCUCAGGCGGAGAUGGUGCCCCCUCCAUCGCGCGGAAGGAAGGACUUGCCUACGAAUGA